AUGGCUCGUUGCGCGCCUCAGCCAGCUCCACUCGUCGCGUCGCACCGCCGUUUGCUUGUAACGUUCGUGUCGCUCCUCGCUUUGCUCCCCGCGGAUCGCAUCGGGUGCGACGCGUGGGGUCACGACGGUCACGCUUUCACCUGCGCCAUUGCUCAGGCUCUACUUACCGAUGAGGCAGCGGCAGCAGUGGCGGCGCUGCUCCCACCCAUGGCCAGGGGCAGCCUCCCGGCUGUGUGCUCAUGGGCUGAUGUGGUUGGGCACACCAAGGGGUGGCGGUGGUCAAUGCCUCUGCAUUACAUUGAUACCCCUGACUUCGCCUGCUCAUACGAUGAACGCCGCGAUUGCGCCUUCGCCCAUCACCCCGGUGUGUGCGUGGCAAACGCCAUCAUCAACUACACGUCCCAGCUCCUCACCUACUCCCCCCAUUCCUCCUCCCAGCCCAAUUCCCACUCCCGCCGCUCCUUCCCCCCAUCCUCCCCCCAAGUGGCUACUCCACUCAAGCCUGCCGGUCUCCCCACCUCCCCUCACCACCGGAGUCUCCUCUUCAGGGGGGUGGAUGAGGCAGAGGCUGCUGUGCUAGGGAGGGGUGACGCGGAGAGAGAGGGGGAGGAGGGAGAAGGGGAAGAGGGAGGAGGGGAAAAGGGAGAAGGGGAAGAGGAGAUGGUGAGGAGGACAGGGGACGUUCACCAGGUGAGGUUGGUGGUGGUGCACACAUAUGCAAAGGGGAAAGAGCAACGAGCAAAGAGUAAGGUGCUCGUUGCUCUUUCCCCUUACUCAUUCGUGCCCCUCAUGAUCUCAGUAACGUGUUGCUGGGCGUCUUUCCCCCCGGCCUCCAUUCGUCUGCCCCACAUCCCCCUGGUGCAGCCGCUGCACGUGGGGUUCACAUCUGAUCUGGGCGGCAACAGGCCGCUUCAUGUGGGCUUCACAUCUGAUCUGGGCGGCAACAGGGUGCAUGUGACAUGGUUCAAGAGGAAGACCAACCUGCAUGCGGUGUGGGACAGCUUUAUCAUAGCCUCGGCCAUCCACCUGCGCUACAACGGCAGCAGCACCUCCAUGCUGCAUCACAUCGCCCACCAACUCGCCUCGGACUGGCGCCCCCUCAUCCCAGCCUGGGCCUCCUGCCCUGGGGAUAAUCACACUUAUGCUGGUGCUGCUGCUGACGAAGCACCGACCCUUUCUCCUGCUCAAGCUGCUGCGUGCCCAGCUGUAUAUGCCAUGGAGAGUGCGAAGGAUGCAUGCAAGUGGGCUUAUCGCAACGCGACACCUGGAGCCGUGCUUGGAGAUGAGUAUUUCAAUUCGCGCCUGCCCAUCGUGGAGAUGCGCAUUGCCAUGGGUGGGGUGCGCCUAGCUCGUAUUCUCAACCGCAUCUUUGCUCCACUUAAGGCGGUACAAAUCGUCUCUCCUCAUCGUCCCUCUCGUCGUCCCUCUCGUCGGAUGCGCGAGUCUCUCCACCACAGCCGCGUGCUCUUGAAGCUGCUAUUCUGGCUGGCUUGCACAGGCAUCAUCACCGUCUACAAAGCCCGCACAGUCUCAGCCCACGGCCUCAAAGAUUGCGCUGACAUUUUUGCGGCAGGAGUGGAGGAGCGUGAGGGAGGGAGAGGAGGCACGGACGCCACCAUCAGGCGCCAAGCUGCCACCAAUGCUACGCCUGGACAUUAA
Molecule: messenger RNA, 1659 nt
Organism: Closterium sp. Naga37s-1
Lineage: Eukaryota; Viridiplantae; Streptophyta; Zygnematophyceae; Desmidiales; Closteriaceae
Source: the annotation of a GenBank genome assembly